This is a messenger RNA of Plenodomus lingam JN3, 888 nucleotides long. RefSeq lists its product as uncharacterized. NCBI's taxonomy places the organism in Eukaryota, Fungi, Ascomycota, Dothideomycetes, Pleosporales, Leptosphaeriaceae. Gene Ontology annotation, molecular function: FMN binding. The record is from RefSeq and is a predicted model, not a curated record.
AUGGCGACGGGCAAGCUAGAUGCGGAGAAAGAGAUGAAGCGCAACCCGCACGGCGACUUCAAAGCCGUCGAAGCAUCGCGACCCCCUUUCGAUACUACGGCAAAGUUCCACUACACCCAAACUCCCAAGCCAGACUGGAGUGCAGGAGACGGUCCCAAUGAGCCUUCUAGCCUGCAAAAGUCGCAUCGCCAAAUUGACCCCUACGCUGAAGGGCGUCCUGUAGUACACAACUACAAACUCCUCAUCUCCGCCAUCAUCCCGCGCCCUGUUGGAUUUACCUCCACAAUCAGCGCAGAUGGCAAGUCCACGAACCUGGCUCCCUUCUCUUACUUCAAUAUGGUGAAUCACGAUCCUCCCAUGUUCGUACUGGGAUUUGCAGGUGGCAUGGAUCGAGCCAAGGAUACACUGAAGAACCUGCUGGACACGAAAGAGGCGGUCAUCAACAUCAUCACCGAAGAGUAUAUCGAAGCGGCCAACUACACGAGUAUCAACGCUCCAGUAGGCGUGAGUGAAUGGCCGUUGAGUGGGCUGCAUGCAGAGAAGAGUACGUAUGUGAAGCCAGACAGAGUGAAGGAGGCGGUGUUUAGUAUCGAGGGGAAGCUGGUCAGUACAACAGAGUGGACAUCGAAGAACCCAGCUACACCAAACAAGAAGACUGGUGUGACUGCUUUCAUCGAGGGCGUCAAUUUUUGGGUGCGGGAAGAUGCUAUUGAUGAGCAGGGUGUCUUGAUAGACGCUGCGGUCAUGAAGCCAAUCUCUCGCCUUGGUGGUAUCACGUAUGGGCGCACUACCCAGGCUUUUGAGCUGCCACGGCCAGAUUUUGACGAGGUCAUGAAAGAUCCUCAGGUUGCUAAAUUGGUGAAGCCGAAGGCAGACUCGCAGCUGUAA